GAAGUUCAGAAACUUGAGUCUUCUAAAUACAAGUCUUUCUUUUUUAGACCAAUCUCUCCUUUUCAACACAUACAUACAACAAUGGGUUUUCGUUUACCUAGUAUCAUCAAAAGGGCAUCAUCUUCAAAAGGUGUCGAUGUUCCAAAGGGAUAUCUAGCAGUGUAUGUUGGAGAGAAAAUGAAGCGGUUUGUGAUUCCUGUAUCAUACUUGAACCAAACCUCAUUCCAAGAAUUGUUGAGCCAAGCUGAGGAACAAUUUGAAUAUGAUCAUCCAACGGGUGGUCUCACUAUUCCUUGCAGAGAAGACGUUUUCUUAGAGAUCACUUCUCGUUUGAAUUGAAUUGGCUCUCGGAAGAUACCAUAAGAUUGACGUAGAUAUUUGACCCAUUUUUGUAGCAGUUUAGUUUCUCACCUUUAGAAGAUUUAUCUUUUGUUGUUAUGAUACUUGUUUAUGAAAAAGUUCACCUCAAUGAGAAAUUUAUAACA
Molecule: messenger RNA, 485 nt
Organism: Medicago truncatula (barrel medic)
Lineage: Eukaryota; Viridiplantae; Streptophyta; Magnoliopsida; Fabales; Fabaceae
Product: auxin-induced protein 15A
Exons: 1
Coding region: 82-339 (85 amino acids)
Biological process (GO): response to auxin
Source: RefSeq, a predicted model, not a curated record